Messenger RNA from Chenopodium quinoa (quinoa), 1578 nucleotides. Its product is annotated as gibberellin 3-beta-dioxygenase 1-like. Gene Ontology annotation, molecular function: gibberellin 3-beta-dioxygenase activity. The coding region runs from base 131 to 1240 and encodes 369 amino acids. The record is from RefSeq and is a predicted model, not a curated record. Gene Ontology annotation, biological process: gibberellin biosynthetic process; response to light stimulus. The transcript is spliced from 2 exons. Lineage: Eukaryota; Viridiplantae; Streptophyta; Magnoliopsida; Caryophyllales; Amaranthaceae.
UCUGCCAUUUUUUCUACUCCUACAAUUACUCUACCUUCCAAUAUUCCAUCAACUACCUCUUAAUCUUCCUAGAUUCCUACCAUUCUCCACUCUCUUUUUUCUCCUCCUCCUUGUUCGUGUAUCGAUCACAAUGCCCUCUAGGCCAUCCCUCGUUGUUAAAGAGCAACCUCGUCUAAUCCAUCACCCGAGGAAAAACCAUGACUUAGACUUUCAAUCUUUAAAAGAAUUGCCUGAUUCGUUUGCAUGGUCAUCAUUUGGAGAUUCGUGCUCAGUUGAGUCAGGUAUUUUUGGGUCAGACACUGUACCUGUUAUCAGUCUUGAUGAUCCAAAAGCCCAACAAUAUAUUGGGCUUGCAUGCAAAUCAUGGGGAGUAUUUCAAGUCACUAACCAUGGAAUACAAAAGAGUUUGUUGGAUGACAUUGAGGCCGCCGGUAAAAGCCUUUUUUCAUUACCGGUCCACCAAAAGCUCAAAGCGGCUCGUGUAUCCGGUGGUGUUACGGGUUAUGGACCGGCCCGCAUUUCGUCCUUUUUCCCCAAGAGGAUGUGGUCCGAGGGGUUCACCAUUUUGGGAUCCCCUCUUGACCAUGCUCGUCAACUUUGGCCCAAUGAUUACAAGAAAUUCUGUGACAUUAUUGAGGAGUACCAAAAGGAAAUGAAUCGAUUAGCUAAGAAGCUUAUGCAUCUAAUUCUUGGUUCAUUGGGCAUAUCCAACCAAGAUAUUAUGAAUUGGGCCGAACUACUUGAAGGAGCUAAUGGAGCCAUGCAACUAAAUUCAUACCCGAUUUGUCCGGACCCAAAUCGGGCCAUGGGUUUGGCGGCUCAUACGGAUUCAACCCUUCUCACAAUCCUACACCAAAAUAGAACUUCGGGGCUCCAAGUGUUUAGAGAACGGACAGGGUGGGUCACGGUCCCACCCAUUUCAGGUGGGCUUGUUAUAAAUAUAGGUGACCUUUUGCACAUUUUAUCAAAUGGGCAGUACCCGAGUGUGUACCAUCGGGCCAUGGUUAACCGGGUCCAACAUCGUUUAUCGGUUGCUUAUCUCUAUGGGCCCGCUUCCGGGGUCCGGAUCCAACCCCUCCCAAACCUCAUUGAUGCCACCCACCCCCCUAUAUAUAGGCCGGUUACUUGGAGUGAAUAUUUGGGCAUCAAAGGUGAACAUUUCAACGAGGCUCUCUCAUUAAUCCGAAUUAAUAAUAACAAUAAUCCUAAUAGCAUUAAUCAUGGGACUAAUUGCAAGUGAUGAGCCUAAUAGCAUUAAUGUUGAUACGGAUAAGACAAUUCUCACUGCAUUUGGCUAAUCAAAUGAUGUUAAUUAUUAUUUAGACUAGUCAUUUUGUUUUUAAAAUAAACUUAUUGGUUUUUUUCACUUGGUUAUUGAUCCGAUAAUGAAUAGUGUCGAGAUUCAUACUGAGUUGUUGUUACCAUUACUACUAUUUAUUACUUUUUCAUCACGAGGUCUUUUUUCUUGUUUCAAGACCAUUUAAAUGAUCUUGAAAUUGAGGUAUUAAGUCAUGAUCUCAUGGAUUUACAAAUUUGUACAAUUAUUAGUAAUAAUAAUUAAACAUAAAUUGAUGGAGA